AAUUAUGCAAAAAUAACAUUUUCUUUCGAUACUGUAUUACUUUAACUUUCACUUUGCAGGCCUUUUAUUUUGCCGCUUCUCGUUUGCGCUCUUCUAAAUUUCCCGCGAGUUGCCUCGUUUCUGUUUCUGUUUCCAUCAAUGCUGGUUUUGGUUGACACAAGUGCUCAUCUGUUUGUUGAUUAUUGUAGCUGUAAAUUUGAGAGAGAAAACCACGGGUGAUUUAUUUUGUGUAUUUUACAUAUGUGAGUUGAGCUGGCUUAAUUUAGUCUCGAUUUCUUAUUCUGACUCAAAAACAGACUGCAGUCACGUGUAUCAUGUGUUUCUUUUUUCUUUUAAAAUCUUGUAUAUGAAAUAAAUGCUGUCAAGAUGAAUGGCAGGAAAUGACAACAAGAGUUCUAGAGAACAGACGCCGAUCGCGAGCAGCACCUACAGGUGCGUUAUUUCCUACACGUAUGGGCUAUAAACGAGCUUGCAUUGAACCAGUUUGACAAGUUCGCCAGCAUUGAUGGUGGCAGCGCAUGUGGAAUGAAACGCGAGUGCUCAGCGGACCAGAAGAGCAGCAAGGACCCAAGAACACUUGACUCACAUGACUGUCCCUCUUCAAGGUAAUGGCAACGCACAGCGUCAUCUCCAGAGAAGACCUCAUCUGUCCUCGGUGUACGGACAUCUACUGCUUCCCCGUUCUCCUCCAUUGUGGACAUAACGUUUGCAAAGUUUGCCUGCAGCAGUUCUGGGAAUGGAAAGGAUGUCAAGAGUGUCCGGUGUGUCAGGCGGUGUCUGUUCCCAAAAGACCUCCCAUCAAUUUGGCGCUGAAGAUAGCGGCGGAUCAGUACCACAUGGAGAAGAUGAGUCAAGACCGUUGCAGGUUUCACGAGGAGAAGCUCAGCGUCUAUUGUCAGAACGACGAGGAGCCCAUUUGCCUGGUGUGCCAAAUGUCCAAACAGCAUAAAAUUCACGAGUGCUGUCCGCUGGAUGAGGCUGCCAAGCAGAAAAAGAAAGACAUUUCAGACAGGCUGGAGCCUCUGAAGAAGAAGCUGCAGACUCUCAACAAGACGAAAGAAAACUGGGAAAGAACGCGGACAUUUAUACAGAGGCAAGCGGACGAAAACAACCGAACCAUCAGGGAGGAGUUCCAGAAGUUGCACACGUUCCUUUUCGAAGAGGAAGACUCCCGACUUCAGGUGCUCGCGCAGGAAGUCGAAGUGAAGGUCAAAGUGAUGAGCCUCAAGCUGGAGUUCAUUGAGAAGCAGAUGAAGACCUUAGCGUCUGUGAUCAGGGACGCAGAGAGAAGACUGAAAGGAGACGAUUUAUCUUUCUUGGUGGACUACAAAGACACCAAGAAGAAGCUCAAAUGCAAUAUCAGAGAACCAGAAAUAAUCCGAGACAUCCUGAUCAACUCUGCCGCACAUCAGGCAUCACUUAAAUUUCAAGUUUGGAAGAAGAUGGAGCGCCUUGUUAAAUAUGUUCCGAUCACGUUGGAUCCCAACACGGCCCAGGCCAACUUGGAGCUGUCUGAGGAGCUGAGCUGCGUGCGGUACAGCAGUCAGCGGAUGCUCCCGGACAAUCCGGAACGCUGCACGGGAGGAGUGUGCGUGCUCGGUGCGGGCGGCUUCGUGUCCGGGAAACACAGCUGGACGGUGGACGUGAGCCGGGGUAAAGACUGGUACAUCGGGGUGGUCCGGGAGUCCAUCCAAAGGAAGGGGGCCAUGUCCCUCAAGCCAUCCGACGGGGUCUGGAUCAUUGGAGGCAUUAUAGGGGGCGUCCUGUGGGCUCAGACGUCACCUCGCACGCGACUGGAAUGCAAGCAGAAACCCGAAAGGGUUACGGUGGAGCUGGACUACGACAAGGGCAAGGUGGCGUUCAUCAACGCUGUAGAUUCAAAGACCAUUUUCGUAUUUAAAGACAAGUUCACCGAGAGGAUCUUCCCUUACUUCUCUACUGGGAUUCAUGAUGAGGGCAGCGGCUCCUUCCCCCUCACCAUCUGCUCUCAGACCGUCACGGUCGCCAUCUCAGACAAGUGAAGACCGUAUCCGUACAUCCAAUCAGUUAUUGCUCCAUCAUCUAUUAAUCCACUGAUCAUCCAUCCAUCUUCAUCCACCCAGUUGAACCAUCCAUCCAUCCCUCUCUCCAGCCAUCCAUUCCCAUAUCAAUCAAUCCAGCCAUUCACCCACCUUCACUUCAUCCAGACAUGCAUCUGGCCAUCGAGCCAUUCAACCAACUCUUGAUCCAACCACAGAUCCGUCUCUCAUCCAUCAUCGUCAUCUAUCUACUUGUCUGCUGAUCUGGCGUCUGUCCGUCCCCCCUUACAUCAUCUACAGCACAGGUGUCAAACCCAAGGCCGGGGGGCCAGAUCAGGCCUACCACGUCAUUUUACAUGGCCCGCGAAAGCAAAUCAAACAUGUCAACUUCUAUGAUGCUUGCUUAAAUCCGUGUCAAAAAUCAAAUUCUCAUAUGUAAUAAAUAAGAGAAAUAUAAGUUUUCUUGUUCCUAUGCCCCUCAUAACAGUAAUUUAAACAAUGAAUAAACCAUGAUUCUUGACUUCUUUAUAUGGUUUCACAGUAAUAACGGCCCUCCAAGAGAAACGGUAACUACACCUUGGCCCGCGACAAAAUUGAGUUUGACACCCCUGAUCUAUCAUAGUCAUCCAAUGAUCUAUCCAUCAUCCAUUGCUCUUCCCAUUCAUCCACCAGUCAUCCAUCCAACCAAACAUCUAGCAUCGGUCAAGCCUGACAUACAGUAUGUAAAUUGUGUUGUAUGUAGUACAUGCAACAUGUAAACUGUACACACAUAAAUGACAAGUUGCCCACCCACUCGGCACUUACUUUGACAACAUCCACAUAUGAAUAUCAAAAGAUACAGAUUGUUUUAUGAAUGAAUGUGUGCAGAUUACCACAAAUGUGCUUUGCUUGCCAAACUUGGCUGUAACAAGUUUCGCUCUGAACGACCAAUUUGACGGAAAAACAAAUUGCAUUAUUGUCGUUUCACUUCUAUUGUUGUUCAACCCACGCGUACACGAUCACCGUACUGAAUGUGAAAAUACAAGUCUGUCUGUUCAAGGAAAAAAACGGCUCGGCAUUGUCAGACAUUCAUUAAGUCACUCCAGCUAUCACAAUGCUGUAAUUCAUGCCAGACUUGUUCCUUCUUCAUUGUCUAUUAUGCUUGUUGUUGUUGUUGUUGUUGUUUUUUUAACCUUGUGUUGUGAUGCCAGUAAGUGAGUCCCUCUGUAGAAACCAAUAAAAUACAUGCUGAUUUAGAAAAUAUAUCCACAUUUGUGAAUUUUACUGUCAUUCAUUUAUGGCCCAGUCUAGUAUCUGUGCUCUUUGACAA
Hippocampus comes (tiger tail seahorse) is the source of this 3327-nucleotide messenger RNA. Its product is annotated as zinc-binding protein A33-like. Gene Ontology annotation, molecular function: zinc ion binding; protein binding. The transcript is spliced from 6 exons. The record is from RefSeq and is a predicted model, not a curated record. NCBI's taxonomy places the organism in Eukaryota, Metazoa, Chordata, Actinopteri, Syngnathiformes, Syngnathidae. The coding region runs from base 609 to 2021 and encodes 470 amino acids.